Diceros bicornis minor is the source of this 1597-nucleotide messenger RNA. Its product is annotated as T-cell surface glycoprotein CD1e, membrane-associated-like. Lineage: Eukaryota; Metazoa; Chordata; Mammalia; Perissodactyla; Rhinocerotidae. The record is from RefSeq and is a predicted model, not a curated record. The coding region runs from base 180 to 1157 and encodes 325 amino acids. Gene Ontology annotation, cellular component: external side of plasma membrane. Gene Ontology annotation, molecular function: exogenous lipid antigen binding; endogenous lipid antigen binding; lipopeptide binding. The transcript is spliced from 6 exons. Gene Ontology annotation, biological process: positive regulation of T cell mediated cytotoxicity; immune response; antigen processing and presentation, endogenous lipid antigen via MHC class Ib.
UGGGAAGCCUGUGUCUGAGUGGAGUUUCUCUGACAAGGAAGUGGGCAGAGGGAGAGGCUUAUCUGUUUGUAUGGCAAGGGAAGUCAGAUGAGAGUGCGAGAGGGUUUGGAGGGGAGCCAAUAUCUGAAUUCUGAGGGUAACUUGUCCUUCUGAGGCAUUCUUCACCUAACAGAGCUUCAAUGCUGCUCCUGCUACUUCUGCUCUUCAAGAGACUUCUCUGUUAUGGAGCAAGCACAGUGGCUCCUCUGCACCUAGGAUUCCAUCAUUCAGCAUCAGAAGAGCCCCUCUCCUACCGCUUCAUCCAGAUCUCCUCAUUUGCCAACCACAGCUGGGCACAAACCCAGAGUUCAGGCUGGCUGGGCGAGGUGCAGACUGAGGUCUGGGACAGUGUCUUGGGCACCAUCCGCUUUCUGAGACCUUGGUCCCAGGGUAACUUCAGCAAGGAAGAGUUGAAGAAUCUCCAGGCACUAUUGCAGUUGUAUAUGCAUGGUUUCACUAAGCAAGUACAGGCCUUUGCCAGUCAGUUUCAGUUUGAAUACCCCUUUGAGCUCCAGAUAUUAUCCAGCUGUCAAAUGCAUGCUGGGAAGGCCUCAGGAAGCUUCCUAUAUGGGGCAUAUCAAGGAUCAGAUUUCCUGAGUUUCCGAGGAAAUUCCUGGAAGCCAUCUCCAGGAGCAGGGAGUCAGGCUCAGAACGUCUGUAGGGUGCUCAAUCACUACCGGAUUGUUAAAGAAAUUGUGCAGAACCUUCUCAGCGACACCUGCCCUGGAUAUCUGGCAGGCCUCGUUGAAGCAGGGAAGUCAGAUCUGGAACGACAAGUGAAACCAGAGGCUUGGGUGUCCAAAGGCCCCAGUCCUGGUUCUGGCCAUCUGCUGCUGGUGUGCCAUGUCUCUGGCUUUCAUCCAAAACCUGUGUGGGUGAUGUGGAUGCGGGAUGGAUACUCCAUUCUCCCGAUAUUGAUCUGUUUGACUGUAAUAAUUACCCUGGUCAUGUUGGUUGUAGUUGACUCGUGGUUUAAAAAGCAGAGUCCUGUAUUUUCCAUAAGAGCCAACAUUCAAGACCCCACGAGUCCAGGACAUCAGCUCUGCUUGACACAGGAAUUGUGGAUCAAAAACAGGUUCUCGAAGAAUUGGAAAACAAGCCUAAAGCAACUCUGGUGACAUUAAUUUUACCUUACACAUAUAAUCGUCUUCUGCUUCUUCUCAAGGAUGAUUCAUACCUGUGAAUAAAAUAUGAUUUUGUUAAAACAGCUUGCUCUGGCAGAGAUCCUGAAUGCUUUGGAAAUUUUUUUUUCAUCUUCCAGCAAUAUCUUUCCGCUUAGGCCACAUGUUCACCACUAUUGAUCCUUCUUACUCUAAUUCAGACGCCUCUUUCUCAUGGAUGCUUCCCUGGAUUGUGCAAUUGAAAGCUUUUCUGUACUCUCAAAAGUGGACUGAUCUUCCUAAAUACACUCAUCUUUUCCUAUUUUGGACAGCAGUUAUUUAGGUUUUUACUCUUCUUUGUUCUCUCAGUUGCUUGAAAGCAGGAUUUAGGUGUUUGUACUUGUAUUUGUGACCAAAAGCUUUACAUGGAUUCAGAGCCGGCUUUAGGGGAAUGUGAC